This is a messenger RNA of Diaporthe amygdali, 303 nucleotides long. RefSeq lists its product as uncharacterized. NCBI's taxonomy places the organism in Eukaryota, Fungi, Ascomycota, Sordariomycetes, Diaporthales, Diaporthaceae. The transcript has a single exon. The record is from RefSeq and is a predicted model, not a curated record. Bases 1 to 303 code for a protein of 100 amino acids.
AUGGGGCAUCUGCUCGGAACCAGGCGGAUUGAUGGGGUUGAGCUGCACCCAGGGACCUUCCAGGCGUACCUCUUUGCCCUGGAACUGGCCCCCUCCAUCGGCGCCUCGGCUUGGCCUAUUCCUCGAACCAUGAUCAUCGUUGGCGGGUUGCUCGCUGACGGCGCAGGUGAGCCAAUCAUGGCUGACUCGGAGCUACAGGGUGAGCUGAGCUCAUGCGGCGUAGCACCACAUCUGCCCAUCGUAAAUAAGCUCCGGCCAACAUCUGAUUUAACCACGCCGGAGAUCCUCCCAAACCCGCCUUAA